CUUAGGUUUUGGAUUGAAUAAAAGCGCUGUCGAAUCUGAUCGACAGCGCUCGCGUUUCAAGAUCGUAGCUGAGUUUGAGCUAUGAAUCUCGUACUGUGGAUCACCCUCGCAUCGUGCCUGUUCUGCUUUACACAUUCGGCCCAGGCAGGAAAAAACAGUAACAACCGCCUUUUCGGCAGCGCUCACAUGGGCCGAACAGGACAGAAUGUUCUUCUUCACAGCAGUAUACAUUUAGAGGGAAAGAAUAGCAUGGUACGCUUAAAGAGUAAUACUGGAACAUUUAAAGGAGAGGACGUUCAGUCAAACCCCGGUGACAAUAAUCAAGAAAUAUUUCAAGCAUCAACGGUGGAGUCUAUCUUUUUCAACUUGGAAAUGUUUGGAAAUUGGUCCAAAUGGUCGCACUGUGAAAGACCUGACUGUACUCAACAUCGCCACCGAGAAUGUAUCGAUGACUCUUGGUUACAUCCGAGAUUAAACAGCUCCAAGAUAUUAAACUGCGCAAGUAAAUAUUACGCAGAAAUACGCGUGUGUCUAGAUAAAAGUGCUUGCGCAACACCAGCAAUGUUAAACAACUGUGGUGUGAGACCUGAAUUCGUGGGACCAGCUUUCAAAAUCCUGGGUGGUGAAAUCAGUAAGCCAAAUUCGUGGCCUUGGGCGGGACCUGUGGCCCAAACCCGUGGAUGCUCUUGAAACAGUGUUCAUAGUACUGG
This is a messenger RNA of Dicrocoelium dendriticum, 710 nucleotides long. Lineage: Eukaryota; Metazoa; Platyhelminthes; Trematoda; Plagiorchiida; Dicrocoeliidae. The record is from the annotation of a GenBank genome assembly.